Molecule: messenger RNA, 2586 nt
Organism: Oryzias melastigma (Indian medaka)
Lineage: Eukaryota; Metazoa; Chordata; Actinopteri; Beloniformes; Adrianichthyidae
Gene: abcg8
Product: ATP-binding cassette, sub-family G (WHITE), member 8
Exons: 12
Coding region: 98-2164 (688 amino acids)
Biological process (GO): cholesterol homeostasis
Cellular component (GO): plasma membrane
Molecular function (GO): ATP binding; ATP hydrolysis activity; ABC-type transporter activity
Source: RefSeq, a predicted model, not a curated record
GCAAAAUCUUUCAUUCAGAAGAGAAGAUCCUCAGCUGGUCUGAGUUUGAAUCAGAAACAUUGAUCCUCCGAGAGCCUGAGAGGAGCAGAACAGAAUCAUGGAUUCAGAAAUGAGCAGCAACUAUGAAAACAGGAGCUUCAUGCUCCAAGACAGAGAGCUGUUCUCCUCCGAAGAAGACAGCAGUCUCUACUUCACCUACAGCGGGCGCUGCAACGAGCUGGAAGUCAACAACCUGCACUAUGAGGUGGACACGGCCGCUCAGAUCCCCUGGUAUGAGAAGCUGGCCGAGUUCAAGCUCCCGUGGGAGGUGGAGGGAAACAAACAAAUGGCCAUCAACAACCUCACCCUGCGAGUGCGCAGCGGCCAGAUGCUGGCGGUCAUCGGCAGCUCAGGAUGUGGAAAAACGUCUCUGCUGGACAUCAUCACCUGCAGGGGGGAAGGCGGGAAAAUGACCUCGGGCGAGGUGCUGAUAAACGGGAAGCCCAACACGCCUCAGCUGGUGAAGAAAAGCAUCGCCCACGUGCGACAAGACGACCGACUUCUUCCUCACCUGACCGUCAGAGAGACUCUCAGCUUUGUGGCUAAACUCAGGCUCCCCACCCACUUCACUCAGGGUCAGAGGGACCAGAGGGUGGACGACGUCAUCGCAGAGCUGCGGCUGCGACAGUGCGCCCACACCAGGGUGGGCAACGACUAUGUGAGGGGGGUGUCUGGAGGGGAGCGCCGGAGGGUCAGCAUCGCUGUGCAGCUUCUGUGGAAUCCCGGAAUCUUAAUCCUGGACGAGCCCACCUCCGGUUUGGACAGCUUCACCGCCCACAACCUGGUGAUCACGCUGUCCCGCCUUGCCCGGGGAAACCGGCUGGUCCUGCUGUCGGUGCACCAGCCCCGCUCAGACAUCUUCCAGCUCUUCGACCUGGUGGUGCUGCUGUCUUCGGGUUCGGCCGCCUACUUUGGGGCGGCGCAGGACAUGGUGUCCUACUUCACCUCGCUGGGACACCCGUGCCCCCGUUACUGCAACCCGUCCGACUUCUACGGUGAGGCUGGAUCCUGUCUGCUGGUGUGUUCGCUCACAUCCCUUCAUUGUGUUGCGUUGUGUGCAGUGGAUCUGAUCAGCAUAGACCGGCGCAGUCCAGAGACAGAGGCCGAGUGUUUGCAGCGAGCCAGACUUCUGUCUGAGCAGUUCGCAGAGAAGGUCAGAGACACGGAGGACCACAUGUGGAAGUCAGCUGAGGCCAGCUCAUCACAGACCGACAGUCCACAUCAGCAGAGGAAGAGGCAGGAAGAGCUCAUCAACAUCUCCAAGGACAGGAACAAACUACCCGGUGGACUGCACCAGUUCAAAGUCCUCAUCAGGCGUCAGCUCUACAACGACUACAGAGACCUGGUCACCCUGCUGGUGCACGGCCUCGAGGCCCUCCUCAUGUCGCUGCUGGUCGGGUUUUUGUACUACGGCGCCGGAGACGAGCGGCUGAGCAUUCAGGACACGGUGGCGCUCCUCUACAUGAUCGUGGCUCUCACGCCGUUUGCUGUGGUGCUGGACGUCAUAGCAAAAUGUCACACAGAGAGGGCCAUGCUCUUCCAUGAGCUGGAGGACGGCAUGUACUCGGUCACCUCUUACUUCUUUGCUAAGGUGCUGGGGGAGCUGCCAGAACACUGUGUGUUCACCUUAGUCUACGGGCUGCCCAUAUACUGGCUGGCGGGCCUGAACGAGGCCCCGGAUCGCUUCCUGCUCAACUUCUUGAUGGUGUGGCUGAUGGUGUACUGCAGCCGGUCCAUGGCGCUGUUCGUGGCUGCAGCCCUGCCCACCCUGCAGAUCUCUGCCUUCAUGGGCAACUCCCUGUUCACCGUCUUCUACCUGACUGGUGGUUUUGUCAUUAGCCUGGAGAACAUGUGGCUGGUGGCCUCCUGGCUUUCCUACGCCUCAUUCAUGCGCUGGGGCUUUGAGGGGAUGCUGCAGCUGCAGUUUAAAGACAAUAAAUACCCCGUCACUAUUGGAAACUUCACCUUUGAAAUCGAUGGCAUACAAGUGGUGGAAGUCCUGAACAUGAACCAGUAUCCUCUGUACUCCUGCUACCUGGUCCUGCUGGCGGUCUGUCUGGCCUUCAUGGGGCUCUAUUACCUGUGCCUUAAAUUCAUCAAACAGAAGUCGAGUCAGGACUGGUGACACUCCUCCAGCUUCAGCACUUAUUAAAACAAAAAAACUCUCCAAAGACAAAAAAACAGAAGCUUGUUUUCCUGUGGAUGGAAUGACCCUAUUCGACUGGCUCGAAUCUCUUGAUUUUACUGUUCAGUUUAUACCAUUUUACUGUGUAGAAAUCCUUAAAUUAGUAAACAAAUGUUUUAUUUUUUAUAAGAUAUUUUAAUGUUUUUGCAUAGUAAAUUUAGAUUAAAAAAAGAACAAUUCAAAAUUUUCUGAUUUGUAGAAUUUAACUGCAGUACCUCUUUCUGCCGCCGGGUGGCACCAAAGCACUGCAAUGAUGAUUUUUAUCCUCAUUUCCUUUGUUGUUUCACAAUUAUGUUUUGCUUGUUUUGGGUUGAAUCUGAACUUUUUCAGCACUAAAAAAAUAAAAGCUUCAUGAAAGAAAA